AAUGAACCACGCUCUGGAUGAUGCCCCUUCCCAAAAUCACCGUGAAUAUGCCUUUCCACUGGUGGCACGAGCCACAACUGUCACCCAGGUUCCCCCAGCCAAGACGAUAACCUUCUUCAAGAAAGGAGACCCCCGCUUUGGUGGAGUUCGGAUGGUUGUCAACCAACGCAUGUUCAAGAGCUUCAAUGCCCUCAUGGAUGAGCUCUCUCACCACAUUCCCCUAUCAUUCGGUGUCCGCACCAUCACCACACCCCAAGGAGUACAUUGUAUUAACUCUUUGGAGCAGCUGGAAGAUGGGGGCUGUUACAUUUGUUCUGACAAGAACCCUUCCAAGGCCCUUGGUGGGUCACAUAAGCAGUCAACAGCAUCCUCAACAAGUGGCUAUCCCACCCAGAGGCUUGGCAACUCAGAAAGCUGGCAGGAGACCCCACCCUGGCAGGGCCCUAAUGCCCCCAGGAAGUUAACUCUGGUAAAGAAUGGAGAUAUUGGGUUUCGGCGCUCCUUGAUUCUGAGUCUGAAGAAUACCCAGAACCUAAAGGCCUUCCUCAACGAUGCAUCUGAGGUUUUGCACUUCCCAGUAAAUCACCUCUACAAUACCGAUGGGAGUAAGGUGGAAUCCCUACAGAGUCUGCUACAAGGCCCUUCUAUUGUGGUGUGUGCUGGACAAGAGCCAUUCAGACCUAUGGCGGUGGAAAGCUCCAGGAGACAUUUGCCUGAGAAGUUGCCAGGACUGACUUCAAAGAAAAGCAAUGCUAAUUGGGAGCUGAAAGCCAAGAAGAGUGUCAUCCAUUCAAGGUCUGAAUCGAGCAACAAGUUGAGGCAGCUUUCCCUGACAUCGGAGAAGUCUUAUCCCAAUGCCUCUAGGGCCUCUAUUAGCAGCGGCAGUCCUAUCCCUACAACCAACACCAAUGCUUCAGAGAAGUCUCCUGGUGCCAUCCCCUUUGGGCCCAAUGAUGACAUCGAGAAGAAAGUUCAUGUGAACAAAGAUGGCAGCCUCUCGGUGGAAAUGAAAGUACGAUUCCGACUCCUCAGUGAGGAAAUGCUCCAAUGGUCCACCCAACUUAGGAAACUGUCCCAUCUCAGGGAAGUCAAUGGGGAUGAACCAGGACUCAGAGGAGUUGCCUUCCAUCCUUCCAGGGAGAAUAAUGUGCAGAGGUCUUCAGAGAUGGGUAAUUUCCUUUGUCCAAAUGAGACUAAUUCCCAAGGGCUGGAAGAAGUUUCUUAUCUACAGCCACAACCCAAGUAUGAGAUCUGGAAAAAUCCCAUGUUUGUUUCCCAGGGACAUGGAGCAGCUCCUGGGAGAAGCUCCUGGGUAACCCAGUCUCCUUGCUCAGGGGCCUCAUUGUUUCGACAGGCCAUCCACCAAACAAAGACUUCUGGGAACAGUCUCUGCACCAUUUCUGGUGGAGAACCCUUGGACUGCAGUGCAGCAGGAUCCCCUCGUCAUUCUGGGACCCUGGAGAGCAGAUUACAGUGCCACGCAAAGCACCAGGGUUCAGGUCACAGGAACUUAACCACAGUCGCUUCAAGUGAUGAUGAAGUGGAGGAAGACUAUACCCUCCUCGGGAAAAACAGUAAAUCUUGUGGUGAAGAGCCUGACUUACUCAGGAAGAGGUCCCAGAAAACUCAGGAACCCAUGGCAGGGAGGGAGUGGCCACCAGAUGAGGAGGAGGGAAAUAAAGCGCACUCACUGGACCGCCUCAAGGAUGGGGCUUGGAAUGCCACAGAAGACUCAUCUGUAUGUUCCAGGUGCAGGGAGAAGAGGAUGCCUGUGGCGGAGGGUUGUGGCAGUCCUAGGCAGGAGGGAGCUUUCUGUCCCUAUGUGAGAGAGGCUAAGGGAGAAGCCACUGUGGCCCAUUAUCUACCAUCCCUUGACACAGACUGUGACCUGAGCAGGCAAGUGAUGCCUCAGAUGAAUGAUGCUCAAGAGGGCUCUUGUGCUUCCCUUGUGGGCACAUCCUCCUUAAAGAAUGAAGCUCUGGAAGCCAAGGAGGAUGCUCACAGCAGGGUGAGACAGGAUACCAGUUCUGGAUCUGUCCGGAACAUGUCCAGGUCAGAGAUCAAUGGUGAGUUCAGUGACCCUGAGUGCAAUUGUGUUCUAUAUUCUUCUUGUCCUUCAGCAGGCAGUGGGAGCAAAGGAUGGAGGGGUCCAAGGAGUGAUGGAUCCCUCCAUAAUGUCUCUCACACUUCUACAGCUUAUGAGGGAAGUAAAAGUAGUCAACUACAAAUCAAGGACAAUGGGGAUAGAGGGAGUAGCUCCAUCUUGGAGGGCUCACCAGAGAGGUCUCUGCCAAGGAGCGUGUUAAGUUCUCCUCUCCUAGAGAAGCUUAGGGUAGACAAUCAAACCCCAAUUUCUUCUAGAAGUUCAUCUGAAACUAAACAGCAAACCGCAAGAGAUCCUGGAUCUUCCUCUUCUUCUCCUCAUUAUUUAGAAUGUUUAUCAUGGCUCAGUGAUGCUUCCAUUAGUCAGAAUCAUAAUUCAGGUCAGAAAAAAUUAAAGAAUAUUUCUAAUUCCAGCCAAUCAAGUACUAACUCUUUGGAGGAGGAGUCUAGAGAAGCCACGAAAGCCAGUGUUAGCUCUCUGGAGCCAAGAUCUUCACACACAUCUUCCGAAUUCCAAGGUAUUAUUGAGAAGUCCCUGGGUGACCAUCCUAGAGUUUUUCUGGAGUUGAAGAAUAAAGAAUCUCAGGUGGCAGAAUCAAAUACCCGCAGAAGUAGCUGCUCCUCCCAGUCCAGCAGAACCCAGCCUUACAGGACUUACAGUGAUAAACUGCAGGUCCUACCAGCAAAGGGGAAAAAUGACAACAGGGGACCCCGCUCUUGGGCUAGUUCAGCAGCCAGCAGAAGCCUCCCCACUCCCCCCAGAGGAACACCUCACUUCAGAAAAAGUAAACAUGCUGCAAUCAAGCAUCCCUCAAGCAAUAGCAAGUGCAAUGCUAACUUGGUGGGAGGUGGAAGUUUGGAGGAGAAAGACAAUCUUAGUUUGUCUGGCUCCAUCACACCUGAUUCCAGAUCAGUCACCCCAAGUCAAACAGCCAAAAGAGCCAGCAAAGGUGGCCCCUCGCCUGGUCGUGAGAGGAAAAUGCCGAGGAAAAAUUCUAGAGAAGGGAAACCUCACAAAGAAAAGAGGAAUGUUGGCAAGCCAGCGGGUAGCACUGGUAUGAAACUCAGUGACCUGCCCAGCACAUCUCCAGAGGAAGUUGUUUAUGAAUGGCUGAGCAAAAUUCCAGAAGAAUCAAUUCUCAUGAGAUGUGAAAUGCAGGAUGAUAGCCCUGUGACAGCUGUGGAGGGUCCAGAAGAGAACCUGGAUGUCACUUGUUCUUCUGAAGUUCCCAGAGAGAUGGCCCAAGCCCAAGAGAAUGUCUUAGAGAGGAAAGAUUCUGGGGGAACAUCGUCAGAUGAAAACCCCCAGCUUGAUGCUGUUAGCCCAAAGGCAAGAAGUAGUCUUACUAAAGAGAGAUCUUCUAGUACUUUGGCAACAGUCACUGAGGGCAGUCCAGGUGAGUGUGCUGACUUAGGAGUGAAAACCCACCUGAGGAAGAUGGAGGACCUGCCUAGCCCACUGUAUAGUUCAGUGCAGAUCAUGAAAGCCCUGCUCAGCUCUAAGCAAAGCCCUAAGCUAGGUCGUUUUAAUAGUUUGCCAGAAGUGUCACAGAGCACAGGGAGGAAGUUGAGUCACUCCGCCCAUGUGCUCAUCACCUGCCUAGCCAGCCUGCACUUCUUUGAUGAAGAACUUGUGACAGUAACAAACCAGCUGACCUACAUGAACUCACCCAAGUACCAGGAGCUUCUAAACAUCUUCCAAGCCCUUUGGACUGAAUGUAGCCCCAGUACAGAUGAAUCAAGCCCUAAGCUGCAAACUCCAGUGACUGGUGACUUUAGUCCAACAUCUUCUUCUGGAGUGGAUGUCAGCAGUGGUUCUGCUGGUUCUGGAGAAGGGAGUGUACCUGGUGUGGCGGACUGUGUUCCUCUGCCUGAAAAGAUAGAGAAUUCCAAGCUGGAGGUCGGUGGUGGCUCUGCUGCUUCUGGAGAAGAGAAUGUGACUGGUGUUGUGGACUGUGUUCCUCUGUCUGAAAAGAUGGAGGAUUCCAAGCUGAAGAGGCAGGGCAGCAUCACCUGCCAUGACGAUAUGGAUAUAGAGAACAAGAAAUCCUUCUCAAAUGACCAAAUGAAAACAGAAGGCCAGUCAGCUGAAGGAGAUGAAGAAGGAAGCAGCACUCAUGAUGUAACCAACAGGGAUGAAGCCAAUGAAGACAUGAAAGAAGAGAUGUUGGAAAGUAGCACAGUUAUGGUUGAUGAAGAUGAAAUAAAAAAAGUGGGAAUGGAAGAAGAGAAAAUGCUAGAAAAGGAAAUGCAAGAGGAAGAAACACAAGAUGAAGUAACAGAGGCAGAAACACAAAAUGAAGUAAUAGAAGCAGAAAUGAUUCAAGAAGAAAAACAAGCAGAGGAGACAAAAAAUGAGAAAGUGUUCAUGGAAAGAAUGCAGGAAGAAGAAGGAAUACAAGAAGAGGAAGCAUCCAAAAAAUGUGACUCUGUAGAUUCAUGUCCUCCAGUUAAAACCGAGGAAGUAACAGAGCAAGUUAGUAAUGCCAGUAAAGAUGAUUCGAAUUCUGACAAUAUUCAUGAUGGCCAAGAAUUUGAACCUCAUUCAAAAGAGGUGGCUAAAGGAGCUGUUGUCGUUGCUGAGCAAUCUGUGGUCAAUACCAAUUCAGGGACUGGAGGAAAGAGGGCGUCUAUUAUCCAGAACACAUCACCAGAUCCUGACCCACUCUGGGUUCUGAGGUUGUUGAAGAAGAUAGAGAAGGAAUUCAUGACUCAUUAUGUCAAUGCUAUGUCUGAGUUCAAGAUCAGGUGGAAUUUGCAGAAUAAUGAAAUAUUGGACCAGAUGAUUAUCGAAUUAAAGAAUGAGGUGAAUCAAAGAAUACAAAAGAGUAUUGAAAAAGAACUGAGGAAAAUCCAAACUAGGGCAGGGAAGAAACUUCCAAAGCCCCCCAAGGAAGCUUUUAGGUGGGACAAUUCACUACAGACAGAACAAAGAAGGAGACGUUUAAAGGGCAUGCGCAACCAUUCCGCCUUCACAGAGCAAAACAAACUACCAGAAAAGCGUUAUCUCUCUCUGGCUUUCACUGGUGCCCUAGCCUCCAGUGAGACCCUGGCUGAUGAUCUAAGAGAGCUAGAAGGUGAGGGAGAGUACUGCCCUUGUGAUAGUUGCAUAAGAAAGAAGAUAACCAGUAUGUCUCUGAAGAACCCAGCACCAGCCACAGAUGCUCCCCUCAGAAAGGCUUUCGACCUACAACAAAUUCUCCUUAAGAAGAAGGAAGAAAAGUUGAGUGAGGGAGCAGAGGAACAAGGGAGCAAAGUGCUUCAGAGAGAACACACAGGUAAUGAAGCUGUUGAUGAAGCCGAACCAGAGCUGAUAUCUAAUGGCUGCAUGGAUGAAACUGGUGCAGGAGAGGAAAACCACAGAUCCAGCAAAGAUAGAGAAUCCGACCUGCAUGAAAGGGAAGAGCAGGAAGCUAAUCAUGAGGAAACAAUCACUGGAGAAGAAGAAGGAGCAGAUCUUCAGAACAGUGAGGAUGGAGAUAAAGAAGAAAAAGUUGAAAGCGACUUGAAAGAAGAUGAAGAUGAGAAACAGGAUGAGGGAGAGAGUGCAGCUGAUGGAAGUGAGAGGAAAGAAACUGGCUCUGUGUCUGAACAUGGGGCAAAGGCAAACCCAGAGGGAGAAGCCACAGGUGAUGAGGAUGGCUGCUCAGAAGCAUCUGGUGAUGCUGAAGAACUUCAGGCCACAGAGCCAGUCAGCCCAGAGGCUGAGGUGGAGAAGCAGACAGAGUCACAAUUAGGGCUGGGAAGCCAAGAGGACCAAGAAAGCAACUGUGAGGAAAGGCCAGGAGAAAGCCAGAUUGGUGAAAUGUCUGAAGAGAAUAAUCCUGACUCAGAGAUAAGUGAUGGGAGUUUGAGGACCGACCGUCUUCCUGUGGCCCUCAGGAGCUCACAACCAAAUAAAGAAGGCUUCUCUAGCAACUCAUCCAUUGCAUACUGUUCUCAAAUAUCACAGGAAGGUUCAGAAAAAGAGGUCUCAAACGGAGACUGUCAAGAAGCAGAAAACUUAGAGGCUGAACCAAACAGAGAAACUAAUUCAGGAAACAAGGCUUUUACUAUGUAUCCUGAAAAUUCCUUUUCUGAGCAAGAUGAAAAAUCAUCUUGUUCAGAAAGGGAGUCUACUGACAACCUGACUUAGAACACAAGGACAGACUGGCUAAGAACUCUUAAAUUACAGGAGUUCUUGAUAAAGCAGAUAUAUUUGAUGAAGAUUGCUUGAAUUUCUACAAGAGAAAGCUGCUAGAUUUUACUCACUGGUUCAGUGGCUUUGUUAUGUUGGGGCUUUGCCUAUGAACCCUAGUGAGACUAAUUUCCUUCGGUAAAGAAAAAUGACACAGGGUAGUACAAAGAACUGCCUCUAGGGCAGGUAGUGAAUCCAGAAAAGUAUAUUUUCCCUCAUUUCUAAAUUCUAUAUCCUGUCAUCCCAUUUAUUGGUUUUGAAGGAGCUUCUCUUACAUCGAAAUUUCUAAAUUGGACAUAACCACUUGAACAGAAAGAAUUUAACUCAAUUGUAGAACUCUCUCAUCAGAAGUGUAAAUUUGGGGUACCCAAGAAUCAGUUAAGCUUACUAGAAAAAGAAACUUUGUCCCUUCCUUUCCACCUCUCCUUCUUCCUUUUUUUUAACUACUAAAACAUAUAUACAUAUGCACAUACACAUGUAAGUAUAUAUGUAUAUGUAUUUUUUUAGCUUGGGCUCACCAUUAGACUUCGAGUCUAAUUUGAGGUGACUUACAGGUGACUUCAAUUCAAAUAUAUGGAGGAACUGUAAAAAUGUAAAUUUCUUUUGAAAAAUAUAAAUGAAAAUUAGUCCAAAGUUGAUUCAUAGCCUACAAACCUAAUGUGAUCUAAAAAAUAUUUUUUGGUAAUAUCUUUGCUCCUCUCCUAGGUAGGGUGUAUGCUCCCCAAGAAUUGCUUGGCAGUAGGGCCUUUCCCUUGGCCCCAUCCCAGAUAUAUAUAGUCCUAUUAUGGAGGGGGGAUUUCUUGGACUACUCUUACCAGCUUCUUGGUGCAGGCCCUUUCAUUUGUCUGCCAUGGAAACUGGAGUUAGUUUACCUAUGACCAUACAAAAUAAGCUGAGGCUUAAACUUUUUGUAUGAAGGAAAGAGAUUUGGCAGCUCCACUACUGUGAUGCACGUUCUAGUGUGGCGCUUCCCUGAUGGAUAAUGGAGAAAAUCAAACUGAAUAGUUUCCUGGUCCACGAAAAAGCCUUGCCUGAUUGCCUCUAGGGGUCUUCACUGGAACAAAUGGAGCCCUAACCCAGGAUCAAUUAUCAUUUAUUUAUGGCAAAGGGGAAAGAGUUUGGGGAUAUAGCAAAGGGAAGGAUAGAGGCAGAGAGCUUGCUAUAUACCACGUCCAAAGCAGGAACUGAUUUUAAGUCUGAAUUAGUUUGUUUGUUUGUUUUUUAACUCAAAGAACAUUUAUUUCUCUUUGUGAUCAUGGGAGAAUCCUGUUUUAAGUGGCUCAAAGGGAAAUGAAUAGUACUUUGCAACCAAGCUUCAUUAAAAUGGAGGUCUAUUGUUACAGUGUAAUGGAUCCACGUUACAAAGUAUUGUUAUUGUGGAGUUUUAUAUUUGUUUAUAUGAAGCAAAUAUGAUAUGUACUCUAUAUUUAUAAUCAAUAACAAAUUUGAAGGGAGGAGUAAGAGUAUCUUGCUGGAUCUAAAGUAGUGCCUGUUAUUCACCCUUUCUUCUUUGAUUGUAUUUGAAAGCUACAUAAGAUAUUCUUAAUAAAAAGUUUG
Molecule: messenger RNA, 7837 nt
Organism: Antechinus flavipes (yellow-footed antechinus)
Lineage: Eukaryota; Metazoa; Chordata; Mammalia; Dasyuromorphia; Dasyuridae
Gene: RP1L1
Product: RP1 like 1
Exons: 3
Coding region: 2-6238 (2078 amino acids)
Biological process (GO): photoreceptor cell development; intracellular signal transduction; retina development in camera-type eye
Cellular component (GO): axoneme
Source: RefSeq, a predicted model, not a curated record